GUUGGCCAGGCUGGUUUUGAACUCCUCACCACAGGUGAUCCUUCUGCCUCAGCCUCCCAAAGUGUUGGGAUUACAGGCUUGAACCACCACACCCAGCAAGAACUCCUUCUUAUGUUAGAUUUGCUAGAGUUUAGCAGCUCACAGAACCCAGGGGAAAAGUUUACUUAGUAUUGCUGGUUUAUUGCAGAGGACAUUUUAAAGAUUACAAUGAACAGCCAGCUGAAGAGUUAUAUACAGCAAGAUUUGGAAGGGUCCUAGGUUUAGAAAUUCUGUCUCCAUGGAGUUGAGAUGUGCCAUUCUUUCCGCAUGUGAAUGUGUUCUUCACCUACCAGGAACCUUUUUGAAUCCCAUCAUUCAGGGAUUUUUAUGAAGUGUUCAUCUAGUAUGUAUAAUUGUUAUCAACUCAAUCUCCAGCCGCUGUCCCUUUCACAGAGGAUAGGGGGUGGGACUGUAUGUUCCAGGCUUCUAGUCAUGUCUUGGUCUUUCAGGUAAUUGCCCCCCAUGUUAGAGCCCAAUAAUUGUCUCAUUAGAACAAAAGACACUCCUAUAACCCAUGAAAUUCCAAGGCAUUACAAUCUCUGUGUUGGGAACCAAAGUCAAAGACCAACUAGAACAAAGACUUCUCCUAGCAACUCUAUUCCUUAGGAAAUUGCAAGGAUUUUGAGGGGGCUCUAUGCCAGAAACUGGGGAUGAAAACCAAACUAUGUAUUUCUUAUGAAUAACAAUGUCACAUAUAUGUUCAUGUGUUCAUGUUGUUCGUGUCCUUUCAUUCAACUUGAAGAACUGCCUUUAGCAUUUCUUGUAAGGUAUGUCACUUUGUAAAGUGUGUCUUUUAAGGUAUCCACCAUCAUAAAUGAGAUUUAAAGCUGCUUGGUAGAUAAAUUCAGCAUGAAUUCAUCUAAAGGUCAGACUUGAGGGAGUGGUAUUUCUAGAAGCCUCACAUGGAAGGGAGAAUCGUUCAGAACAAGUGUAUCCAGAGGACCAGUGGAAGGGAGAAGGAAUGGAGGGAAGCUCCUGAGGGCUGAGAUGCAUGUGGGGAAAGCCUGCAAGCACACAAACCAAGAAUAAGUAAAUCAGAGAAAUUCCAGUAUUUAUCUGUAGGUGGCAACCACAAUCUACAUGAUUCAGGGAUUCUUAGGAUUUGGAAUCAGAGGGAAUUGAACAUUUCAGAAUUCCAUGGGCUAGGUAGCAUAUGAAACUCAAUGAUUUUCAUAUGUCUAGCUCUAAAAUCAAGGUGUUUUUAUCUCUCUUAGCAAGAAUAGUAAUUCUCUUCCUUCUGACCCUGGAAGAGGAGAGACACCAACCCAACCCACCCCCCACCCACUGCAUGUCCUUGUUGGUUGGACUGGGGCUCCUGGCUUUGGGACAGAUGUUGUAAGCAAAACUGGAGUAUCAUGGUUUCUUCUUGCUCAGAUUUGUCUUCUUAGUGCUUGGAUGGUGUGAGUGAAAACCCAGAGGAAUACAGUUGGUGGCUGAACUAGUAUGAUGCCAUCACAGGAUUCCAUGACCUUUGAGGAUAUAGUUGUAGACUUCACUCGGGAAGAGUGGGCCCUGUUGGACACUUCCCAGAGAAAGCUGUUUCGAGAUGUGAUGUUGGAGAACAUCAGUCAUCUGGUCUCUAUUGGCAAUCAAUUCUGCAAAUCAGUUGUGUUUUCCCAUUUGGAGCAAGUAGAGAAACUUUCAACACAAGGAAUACGCUUACCGCAAGGUAAAGAAGGUGACAUUAAACAUCAAGAAAUACCAUUCAUUCAGCAUAUUGAUCAGAAGGACACAUCAACCAUCAGCACAAUGAGAUCUCAUACUCAAGAUGAUCCUUUUCUAUGUAAUGAUUUAAGAGAAGAUUUCACUCAACAUAUACCAUUGACUCAAAAUAUGGUUACUUACAUGAGUAAGAAACACUUUGUAAGCAAAAUGUUUGGGAAAACCUUCAGUAACCAGUUAUCCUUUGAUCAACACAAGCAAAUUUACACUAGGUAUAAAUCAUAUGUAAGUCAUCUAUUUGAUUAUGCCUUUAUGCAAAGCUCUGACCUUAGACCACACAAUGUGACUCAAACUAGAGAGAUAACUUUGGAAUGUCAUGUGUGUGGGAAAACCUUCAGCAAAAAUUCAAAUCUUAGGCGACAUGAGAUGAUUCACACUGGAGAGAAACCACACAGAUGUGAUCUGUGUGGGAAAGCCUUUACUCAUUGCUCUGAUCUUCGAAAACAUGAGAGAACUCACACUGGAGAGAAACCAUAUGGAUGUCAUCUAUGUGGGAAAGCAUUCAGUAAAAGUUCUAACCUUAGACGACAUGAGAUAAUUCACACUAGAGAGAAAGCACAGAUAUGCCAUCUGUGUGGGAAAGCCUUCACUCAUUGCUCUGACCUUAGAAAGCAUGAGAAAACUCACUUAGGAGAUAAACCAUAUGGGUGUCAUCUAUGUGGGAAGGCCUUCAGUAAAUGUUCUUACCUUCGACAACAUGAGAGAACUCACAAUGGAGAGAAACCAUAUGAAUGUCAUCUAUGUGGAAAGGCCUUCUCUCAUUGUUCUCACCUUAGACAACAUGAGCGAAGUCACAAUGGAGAGAAACCACAUGGAUGUCAUCUAUGUGGGAAAGCCUUCACUGAAUCAUCUGUGCUUAAACGACAUGAGAGAACUCACACUGGAGAGAAACCAUUUGAGUGUCAUAUAUGCAGGAAAGCCUUCACUGAAUCUUCUGACCUUAGGCGACAUGAGAGAACUCACUCUGGAGAAAAACCAUAUCAAUGCCAUCUCUGUGGAAAAGCCUUCAAUCACUCUUCUGUCCUUAGACGACAUGAGAAAACUCACACUGGAGAGAAACCAUAUGAAUGCAAUAUAUGUGGUAAAGCCUUCAAUAGAAGUUAUAACUUUAGACUUCAUAAGAGAGUUCACACCGGAGAGAAACCAUAUGUUUGUCCUCUAUGUGGAAAAGCCUUUAGUAAAUUUUUUAACCUUAGACAGCAUGAGAGAACUCACACUAAAAAGUAAUGAAUAUUUAAGAGUCAUCAGUCAUAGCAUUAACACUAAAUACACGAGAGUACUAACAUAUUACAGGAACAUUAUGUUUGUAAUCAGUGUGGAAAAGACUUUAUUUAUAAAUUUCCACUUUGUUCUACCUAAAUUCAAGGUAGAAAGAAUCCAUAUGUAUUUCAUCUAUAUGGCACAAACUUCAGACUCUGGGCUGACCAUAUACAACAUGAGAGAAUGAAACUAUAGAUCAAAGGAAUAUGGAGGAAUCUUCAUCCACAGCUCUAACUGUUAGACAAAGAGGAGAAAUCAUGUCAGAGAAAUUCUAUGCCUGUCAUCAAUGUGAAAAUGCCUUCAUUAUUAAUUUACCCUUUAAACAAAUGAGUAAAAUCCACAGGAGAAAAACCAUAUGUCUGUAAUUGCUAUGCACUCUCAUUCAGCUAAGCACCAAUUUUGGUGUUUGCCAGAAAAUUCAUUAUCAGGUAACUGAUAAAACAGUAAAUAUAUGGAAAUAUUUUUUAUUAGGUGGAUGAAGGUUCUUGAACAAUUCCAGAAACUCGUAGUGGAGAAGUUAUUCCAUGAAAACUUGUGAGAAAUCCUUUUCUUAAUAGAGCAGCACUUGUAUGAUAGACCAGCAUUCACAUGCGGUAGAACUCACAAUGUCAUGAAUGGAGGGUAGUUCUCCGUAAAUUACUCAUUCCUUAAUCAAAAACAGCAUUUUUCCACUGAGAAAACAAUCUUGACAUGAUAGUGGGAAAAUCUUCAGGCAGCUUUUAUGUCAAAAAAAGUCAUACAGGAAAGAAAACUCUAAAAAGCCAUUUAAGAGAUGUAUAGCUGGGAUACAAGAAAUAAAACCAUCAAGCAUAUGCUUGAGGAAAAAAAAGUAUAAUUUUGGACAAAGGCUUUCUACUGAAAA
Sapajus apella (tufted capuchin) is the source of this 3883-nucleotide messenger RNA. RefSeq names its product zinc finger protein 596 (gene ZNF596). The coding region runs from base 1483 to 2988 and encodes 501 amino acids. The transcript has 5 exons. NCBI's taxonomy places the organism in Eukaryota, Metazoa, Chordata, Mammalia, Primates, Cebidae. Gene Ontology annotation, biological process: negative regulation of transcription by RNA polymerase II. Gene Ontology annotation, molecular function: DNA-binding transcription activator activity, RNA polymerase II-specific; DNA-binding transcription repressor activity, RNA polymerase II-specific; RNA polymerase II cis-regulatory region sequence-specific DNA binding. The record is from RefSeq and is a predicted model, not a curated record. Gene Ontology annotation, cellular component: nucleus.